AUGGAGGCCUUCCAGAAGAAUUCCACUUGGAAGAUGACUAUCCUUCAAAGACUGGUGGCAGAAGGUUACACUCAGACUUAUGGGGUUGACUAUGGGGAGACCUUUGCCCCUGUAGCCAAGAUCAACACAAUUCGAGUACUUCUUUAUCUGUCAACAAACCUAGACUGGCCAUUGCACCAGUUUGAUGUCAAAAAUGUCUUCUUGCAUGGCGACCUAAAAGAAGAAGUCUAUAUGAAUUCCCCUCCAGGAUGCAAGAUGGGGACCAAUACAGGUAACAUGGUGUGUAAAUUGAGAAAGUCUCUUUAUGGAUUGAAGCAAUUACCUAGAGCAUGGUUUGGAAAGUUUAGCAAAUCAAUGAAGGAUUUUGGAUACAAGCAAAGUAACUCGAAUCAUACACUUGUCUUGAAAUUUAAGAAAGGUAAAGUCACUACCCUUAUUGUAUAUGUUGAUGACAUGGUAGUUACGGGGAAUGACCCAAAGGAAAAGGCAGCAUUGUAG
Prunus armeniaca (apricot) is the source of this 498-nucleotide messenger RNA. The record is from the annotation of a GenBank genome assembly. NCBI's taxonomy places the organism in Eukaryota, Viridiplantae, Streptophyta, Magnoliopsida, Rosales, Rosaceae.